UCCUCCAUCUUCUUCCAAAUCCUCUCUCUCUCUCUCUAUGUAUAUAUAUCUAUAUAUGUAUACAUAUAUAUAGAAUUCACACGCUUAUAUAUAUGAACUCCACAUUCUUCGAUUUCUACUUCUUCUUCCGUGAUUCAUCUAAGCCCAAGUUUUUCCCCAAAUUUGCGUUUAUUUGAUUCAAGUCUUACUUUUUGGAGCUGCGAUCUUGUACAAACGUGUCAUUAUUACAUGAUCUUCGGAUCUCCAACCUCAUUAUACAUAUUUUGGAUUGAAUCGAGUGGCCACUGGUGAAUUCUCUGUGAUUCGAUGGCGGCGACGACAAUGGCGACGGCGGCAGGUGCGGUGGUGCUUUUGUACUACGUAUUGAGUAGGAGACUAUCAUCAUCGGCGGUGAAAGGCGAAGAUGAGGAGGGGAAUGGUGAGUACUCGAAAUCAUCGAGUAGAUCUGUGGGGGUGAAGAGGAGGAUUGCGAGAAGGCCAGCUCAAGCCCCUGCGACGUGGUUUGAAACCAUCACAACCUUGUCUGAGACGCUUAGGUUUACGUAUUCAGAGACACUAGGGAAAUGGCCUAUUGGGGAUUUGGCUUUUGGAAUUAACUAUCUCAUCCGAAGGCAGGGUAAUUUACAAGUUGCGAGUGUCUAUGCUGGAGAUAACUGUGUACAACUCAAGGGCCCUUAUAUUAUUGCGGACUUGAAUCAUUAUUUAAGGUUGUUGAUCCUUUGUAUGCUUUUCUCAAAGAAGCCAUUUCGAAUAUUCUUGGAGUCUGCUGGCUACUCUCAGGAAGAUGUCCUUCUUCAGAAGCCCAAAGCAGGGCUUCUGAAGCCUGCGUUUACUAUUUUAUGUGAUAGAAAUUCAAAAUGCUUGUUUCUGCUCAUUCGAGGAACUCAUGGUAUCAAAGAUACUCUAACUGCAGCAACAGGUGCAGUCGUCCCUUUUCACCAUUCGGUUUUACAUGAUGGGGGGAUAAGCAACCUAGUUUUGGGAUAUGCACACUGUGGGAUGGUUGCUGCUGCUCGUUGGAUUGCAAAGCUUAGUACUCCUUGUCUGCUUAAGGCUCUUGAUGAAAAUCCUGACUACAAAGUGAAGAUUGUUGGCCACUCACUUGGUGGUGGUACCGCUGCACUAUUAACAUAUAUUCUUCGAGAACAGAAAGAGUUGUCCUCAAGCACUUGUGUUACAUUUGCACCAGCUGCCUGUAUGACGUUAGAAUUGGCGGAAUCAGGAAAGCACUUUAUCACUACAAUAAUCAAUGGUUCUGAUUUGGUGCCUACAUUUUCAACUGCUUCUGUGGAUGAUCUUCGUUUAGAGGUCACAGCAUCAUCCUGGUUGAAUGAUCUGCGAGAUCAAGUGGAGGGCACAAGGGUUUUGAAUGUCAUUUAUCGAUCUGCAAGUGCUUUGGGGUCUCGUCUACCAUCCAUAGCUCGUGCCAAAGAAAAGGUUGCUGGUGCAGGUGCACUUCUGCGGCCGGUCUCAAGCAGUACUCAGGUUGUAAUGAAGCGUGCUCAAAAUGUAGCUCAAGCUGUUGCUAGGACCCGCUCUUCUCUAUCGUCUUGGUCAUGUAUGGGUCCACGCCGCCGUAGUGUGGGUCCUUCAUUAAAUUCUAAAGUAGAUGACUACCCGGAGGCUUCUCUUAUUGUCGAAGGAAUUUCCGAAUCUCUUGUGAGUGAAGUGGUAAGCAGAGACCCUGAGGCAACCAAGGUAGAAUAUUGCUCUUCAAGUGGUGGAUCUGGGCAUGAUGAAUCUGAUGAAGAGGAAGAUCUCAUUUGUGUUGAUAGAGUCCGUCCUACAUCCAACAUUGAGGACAUUACUGAAGGUGAGUUGUGGUAUGAACUGCAGAAGGAGCUGCAGAGACACGAGGAUGACGCUGACGUGCACUCCCAGGAAGAAGAAGCAGCUGCAGCCGAAGAAAUUGCAGAAGAGGAGAAGUUGCUGGCUGAUGCAGUGGAAAGCAAAACACCUAUCUCUUCAUCUGAAGUUUCAGAUACUCACCACUUCUACCCCCCUGGUAGAAUAAUGCAUAUGGUUUCCCUACCAUCAUCUGAUUCAACUGAACCAGGUCACGGUGUCACCACUGAACAUAUUGGUAUCUUUGAGACACCUAGAGAACUGUACAGUAAGCUCCGCCUAUCAAAAACAAUGAUUAAUGAUCACUACAUGCCCAUGUAUAAAAAGAUGAUGGAACUAUUGAUCAGGGACCUCAAAAACGAUGAAGAUAGUAACUGUAUAUUGUGAAAACAAAAUAACAGGGUAGCAGUAUAAAGUGUAUAUUACCUUAGGCUUGUUGGGGGCAAUACAACUAUAUAUUUUUGUUGUCAUAGAUGAAUCUGGGGUUGAGUGGUCGCUCUGUGUUUGUAUUUGGUUUUGAAAAAUAGUAGGUUGAUUUAUAGUCGGUAUGCC
Ilex paraguariensis (yerba mate) is the source of this 2397-nucleotide messenger RNA. NCBI's taxonomy places the organism in Eukaryota, Viridiplantae, Streptophyta, Magnoliopsida, Aquifoliales, Aquifoliaceae. The record is from the annotation of a GenBank genome assembly.